AUGAUUGCUUUGGUUUUUGAUCUCGGAGGCGGUACUUUCGACGUGUCUUUGCUCACCAUUGAUGAGGGUGUUUUUGAGGUUCUCGCCAUUGCUGGUGAUCCACAUCUUGGAGGUGAAGACUUUGACAACAAUCUGCUCAAGCAUUUUCUCAAGAUUGCUUCUCAGCGCUUCAAAGCCGACUUUACAGACAACAUGGUUAUCGUUUCAAAACUCAAGCGCGAAGUGGAGAAGGUCAAGAAAAUUUUAUCCUACGAAGAAUCGGCUACCCUUACAAUUGAAAACUUUUACAAGGGAGAAGACUUUAGUGAGAAAAUCACCCGUGCUCGCUUUGAAGAUCUAAAUCGCGAUCUCUUCAUGAAGACUUUAAAGCCGGUUGCCCAAGUUUUGGAAGACGCAAAGGUAUCCAAAAGCAAUGUUGAUGAGGUUGUGUUGGUCGGUGGCUCAACUCGAAUUCCUUUUGUACAAAAGAUUCUGCAAGACUUUUUCAACGGAAAGAAGCUCAAAAAAGACAUCAAUCCGGACGAAGCUAUUGCUUAUGGUGCUGCCGUCCAAGCCGCAAUUAUUUCGGGAAAAGACAAGUCUAGUGGUAUCGUUUUGCUUGACGUUUGCCCUCCUUCUCUUAGCAUUGAAACGACCGGUGGUGUUAUGACUACGCUGAUAAAAAGAAACACAGCCAUCCCCAGCAA
Molecule: messenger RNA, 686 nt
Organism: Mitosporidium daphniae
Lineage: Eukaryota; Fungi; Microsporidia
Exons: 1
Biological process (GO): endoplasmic reticulum unfolded protein response; cellular response to unfolded protein; protein refolding
Cellular component (GO): membrane; cytoplasm; nucleus
Molecular function (GO): ATP-dependent protein folding chaperone; misfolded protein binding; heat shock protein binding
Source: RefSeq, a predicted model, not a curated record